Molecule: messenger RNA, 984 nt
Organism: Penicillium arizonense
Lineage: Eukaryota; Fungi; Ascomycota; Eurotiomycetes; Eurotiales; Aspergillaceae
Product: tyrosinase family protein
Exons: 4
Coding region: 1-984 (327 amino acids)
Molecular function (GO): oxidoreductase activity
Source: RefSeq, a predicted model, not a curated record
AUGUUCAAGCAGGGGUCUUUGUCAAGAGGCGAGCGUCUUGACUAUAUCGAUGCCGUUCAUUGCAUGCGACAGAAACUGCCCAUUCUGCCAAUAGAAGAAUACCCAGGUGUUCGGCAUCGGAUGGAUGAUUUUGCAGCUACCCAUAUCAACUAUACCCUAAAUAUUCACAUCAGUGGGAUCUUUUUUGCCUGGCAUCGCCAAUUUGUCUGGUUGUGGGAGAAGGCGCUUCGAGAAGAAUGUGGUUACAAUGGCUACCAACCAUACUGGAACUGGGCACUGUCUGCAAGCGACUUACCCGCAAGCCCGCUCUUUGACGGGAGUGAAACAUCCCUCUCUGGCGACGGAGAUCCUCCCGAUAACCUCGAACCGAUAAUCCCUUUGCUGCCCAGCAACGUGAGCAUUCCCAAUGGAAGGGGAGGCGGAUGCGUGACAAAUGGUCCAUUUGCGAACAUGACCCUCAACCUACCUGACUUGGACGCCGCACCAGGCGACGUGUUUCCUGAUAAUGCCUUUGCCUACACCCCACGUUGCCUGACGCGCAACCUGAACUCAUUCAUGUCGCAGUCCUUCACGAGCCAAAAAGAUGUUGAUCGUCUGCUAUCCUCCCCAAACAUCACCACCCUGCAACGCAACAUUGAUGUGAGUGUUUGGCCGGCACUCAGUAAGGCAGGCAUUAUGGGACCUCAUGCGGCCGCACAUAUGCAGCUAGGUCGGGCGAUGGAUGAUUUUUGGACAGCGCCACAGGAACCAACCUUCAUGUUACAUCACGCGAUGGUCGACCGUAUCUGGACCCUCUGGCAGGAACAAGAUCUGAAAAAUCGCCAGUAUGCGUUGAACGGGACUAGUACUAUCAUGAAUGCUCCUACCACGCCCGAGGUUGACUUGAAUACUGAGCUGGCAUGGGGCCCGCUGAGCGUAACCAAGAGGCUGCGGGAACUGAUGAGUACCAAGGCGUAUGAUUUCUGCUACGUGUACGGAGAUUGA